Molecule: messenger RNA, 2087 nt
Organism: Odocoileus virginianus texanus
Lineage: Eukaryota; Metazoa; Chordata; Mammalia; Artiodactyla; Cervidae
Source: RefSeq, a predicted model, not a curated record
AAAUCCUGCCGCUCCGAUCCAGCCGAGGAAGAUCGGGGCUGGGGGGCCCGGCACUAUCCCCGCCAUGCUCCGCAGACUGGCCCGGGCCGCGACCCCGCGGCAGCGGGUCUUCUGGGCGCGGAGGUCUGGGAGCCUGGCGGAGGUUCCGACGUACGUGGUGGACCUGCGCAGCGACACGGUGACCAAGCCCGGGCCGGCCAUGAGGCGCGCCAUGGCCGAGGCCGUCGUGGGGGACGACGACUACGGCGAGGACCCCACCGUCCGCGCUCAGUCUGACACAUCACUCGAGAACCUGUUAGAAAUGCAGAGUCUCGGGUCCCACACCGGACCUUCGGAGCCAGAAUCUGCAAGUUGGUCAAGCCUGGCUGAGCUGGAUGGGGACAGACGGGGAGAGGACAUGGCCCAGGAGGAGGUGGGGUGCAGAGGGUUGACUGAGGACCCCCUGGACCCACAUGUGCGGCCACCGAGACCACAGGCUGCAGCUGGCAGAUGCAGUCUGCCAGCACUUGGUCCCAACACUGCCCCCACCCCAUCUACCUUAGUGAUGUGUCACUGCCGGCGCCGGGGCUCCCAGCUCCUCCUGGGGCACGAAUGCCACAUCCAUGUCUAUGAGCAGGGCGGGGUGGCUCAGAUCGCAGGGGUGCACUCCCACCCCCUCCCAGACCUGCCCUACGGCACCCUGGACCUGACUGAGCUGGAGAGGCUGGUCACACGGAGCCUUGGGAGCCCCUACCAUCCGAUCUGUGAGCUCAUUUGCCUGGAGAACACCCACAGCAGCUCAGGGGGCCGGGUCCUCCCCUUGGAAUACCUACGGCAGGUGCACUUGCUGGCCCGAAGCCAUGGGGUCCGUGUCCACCUGGAUGGGGCACGGUUGAUGAAUGCCGCGGUGGCUCUGGGCGUGCCCCCGGCCCACAUCAUGGAGCACUGUGACUCUGUGUCUCUCUGUUUUUCCAAGGGCCUUGGUGCACCAGUGGGGGCCCUGGUUGGGGGACCCAAGGACUUCAUUGAAGAAGCCUGGCGCCUUCGGAAAGCCCUGGGUGGAGGGAUGCGCCAGGCUGGGGUGCUGGCCGCAGCUGCCCUGGUGGGACUGGCUGACGCCGAGGAGAUGCUGCAGAGGGACCACCAGAAUGCCCAGAGAUUUGCCAAAGGGCUUCAGGAACUGGCGUCCCCCGUCUGCUCCGUGGAUCCCACCGCCGUGGAGACCAACAUGGUGAUGGUGAGAGUGGACGGGCUGCCGCCCGAGGAGCUGUGCCGGCGCCUGCAGGCCGUGAGCGCGGACGAGGUGGCCCAGACCGGCCGCGCGGUGCGUGUGCUGGUCUUCCCCUGGACGGAGCGGUUGGUGCGCGCCGUGUGGCACCGGGACGUCUCCGCGCAGGACACAGAGCUGGCGCUGGGAAAGUGGGCGUUCGUGCUGAGGACCCUGCGCCUUGGCCAGGAUGGACGGAGCUGACGAGGGCAGGUUUCUGUGGUCCAGGAAUUAGGGAGAGGAGUUCCGGGAGCGUCUCAGGAAGCCGCAGUGGAGACUGCACUAGGACCAGGGCCAGUGUGAAGCACCCACUGUGGACUUUGGCCAAGCUGAGACUGAGGCUCACCUGGGCUGGCCUCUCUGAAUCAUGGCCAGGUCUGUUCCAGAGAGGGAAGGGGCAAGUGCCCCCACCCACCCUGGUGAGUUCUGGGAUCCGAGGUUCACCGGUGUGUGUCUGGUUCACUGUCUGUGCCCAGAGGCCAAGCCUGUCUGCAGAGAGGCCCAGGGUUAAACCCUGACACUGCUGACCCCCAGCUUCUGUGGGAGAGGUCAGGUGACAGCCUCCCAAGCUGAGAGGACCUGCCCACAAAGCCAGCCCCUGGAACCAACGUCAGGCCUCGGGGGUCCUCCCUGCCUGUGCCAGCCGAAAAUAAAGAGCUCAUCAUGUCUGCCAAAGACGAUUCUGGAUGGACGGAUACACAGACCACACACAGGAUGUCUCUGGAUGGACACACAGACAGACACACAGACCUGGUGACAGGGUUUCCCCCACACUGUUUGUAAGGCAUGUGUAUGUAUUAUCUAUUCUGAGAGGUUUUAAGUGAAUAAAGGUUUAACUGCA